GUAUCCAGCUCCGUUCGGAGCUUAAUCGAAAUGAGCAAUCGCAGACGGCAUGCUAGCGAUGAUUACGACAUCGACGCUAAAAGACACCGCGGUCUGCCCGAAUACGAUGAAGUAGAGCGUAGGCUCCAAACCCUCAUCAUCAGAGUCGACGAGAGCAGUGCCAACUCUUCAUUAGAGAGCAAUUUGGAAAGUCUCUGCACUCUACUAGAGGCAGAUUUGGAUAAAUAUCGCACAAAAAUCAUAGAAAUCAUCACUUUAUGCGUGUGUCAGUUGCCAGACAAAGUAACGGUGUACUCCACAUUAGUUGGUCUUCUGAAUGCAAAAAAUUUCAACUUUGGUGGAGAGAUAGUCGAAAAGCUGGUCUCUGACUUACAGGACAAGCUCGAAACCGAAGAUUUCGAACAUGCAAUGUAUAUAAUCACGUUUUUAUGCGAUCUCGGUAACAGUCGGGUUCUUACUUUGAGUUCUAUUAUUGAAUUCCUUGAAGGAUUGAUGCAGUCAGCAUUUGAGGAAAAUGUGCCUCAGGCGCGUACAGAUUGGUUUGUCUUCGUUGUUUUACGUGUUUUACCAUGGAUCGGUCUCGAGCUGUUUGAGAAGAAAAAGGAGGAGCUCGAUAACAUUCUUGAAGGCGUCGAAAAAUAUAUGGAGGGCAGAAAGAAAAUCCAUGUCAAGAUGCUUCAAGUUUGGAGUUCAAGCACCCCGCACGAACAAGAAGAUUACUUGGAUUGCCUUUUGGCUCAAAUCAAGUCUUUGAGGAGUAAUGGUUGGAAGGAGAAACAGAUAGCAAGACAUUAUGUCGCUUUCGACGCAGCCCUCCAAGAUGCUUUGCAGCACAAUCUACCCAGCUUUUCACCGCCUGUCCACAUAGAAGGUGCCAGUUACCCAUUACCCAUGGUAGUUUUUCGCCUUUUCGAUUACGCUGAUUGUCCAGAGGAUGGUACCGUUCUGCCUGGCGCUCAUUCCAUCGAGCGGUUCCUUAUUGAAGAGGAAUUGAAUCUGAUUGUUGCUUUUAACGCUGCUGACAGAAGAAUAUGUGCUGAAGAGCUUACAAACUAUGCACGUGGAGCAAACGUUCCCAUCGCGUACAUGAUACUCGAAGUCCUCUUCUCACAGCUGUUUCGUCUUCCGCAUCCACCUCAACCUACUGGUUUUUAUGGGCCUCUACUUCUGGAUCUCUGCAGGCUGCAGUCGUCUACCAUGCCUCAGGUUCUAGCACAGGCAUCAGAGCUGUUAUAUCAGCGUGCCGGUACAAUGCAGCCAUUGUGUCUCGAUAGAUUUGUGGAUUGGUUCAGUUUCCAUCUUUCCAAUUUUGGUUUCCGUUGGUCAUGGGAUGAUUGGAAAGAUUGUCUCACUGCUGACCGGUGGGAUGCAAAGAAGAUCUUCGCUCGUGAAGUGAUAGAGAGGUGUAGGCGUCUUUCCUACUAUGGGCAACUCAAGGAGUUUCUCCCAAAGUCAUUUGCACCAAUGAUUCCACCACCCCCUGAUGUUAUAUGCAAGUUCGAUGGCGAGGAUCAACCUGGUCAUGAAGCUGCCACAAAAUUUACCAAUAUGAUACUCGCUCGUGCCGACGAUAAUGCAGUAAUGGCAGAAAUGCGAGAGGCUGAUGGACGUUAUGAUCCGGAUAUGUUCGGAGUUUUCUUUGCUGUGCUGCUGAAAACAGCCGCUAAAUCGUUUAGUCACACGUUUGUUGCCCUUUCAAGGUAUAGUAAUACGUUGAAAACUGUUGCUGAUACUUCGGACGAGAUGCAGGAAGUACUUUUGUGUUGUCUGUUUCAGUGUUGGAGAAAUAAUCAUCUGAGGAUUAUCAUCCUGGUCGACAAAAUGCUCAAAAUGCAGAUUUUGGACUGUGGCGUCGUAAUUUCCUGGAUUUUCAGUGAGAGUCUUAGAAGCGAAACAGAUAGACAGUGGAUAUGGGAGGUACUCAACACAGCUUUGGAGCGAUUGUCACGUCACAUACACAAAGUUGCGCAUGACGUGAAGAUCUUGCAGAAGAGGGUUGACCGGCAAAAAGCUGAAAACGAAGAGGUGGAGGACACUGACAUGAAAACUCGCGAGCAGGAAGAGUUGGAACAGCAGCAGGAAAAGCUCGAGAACCUCAAAGACUUCCAAAAGUCUCUAUUUCUGGAUGUGCUCCAUAAGUUCACCGUUUUGCUGACGGAAUUCAUUGUUCACUGCGAGACGGAAGGGACAGAUUUCCGUACACCUUACUUUGCAUGGAUCAAUGGACGAUUUAAACAAAUUUUUCUGAUGCAUGGAUCCGAUCUGCAUGAAUUCACUGAUGAUCUCCGACGUGAACUGUUCUCUAGCUCUGACAUUGAUCCCAACGUGUUGGAAACUUUCCAGCAGUUUGUAGCACUUCGCGAAUAAGAAAAAUUGUUGGACAUUGCUUAGCUCUUUG
Messenger RNA from Cylicocyclus nassatus, 2398 nucleotides. NCBI's taxonomy places the organism in Eukaryota, Metazoa, Nematoda, Chromadorea, Rhabditida, Strongylidae. The record is from the annotation of a GenBank genome assembly.